Messenger RNA from Hemicordylus capensis (graceful crag lizard), 929 nucleotides. RefSeq names its product late endosomal/lysosomal adaptor, MAPK and MTOR activator 4 (gene LAMTOR4). Lineage: Eukaryota; Metazoa; Chordata; Lepidosauria; Squamata; Cordylidae. Gene Ontology annotation, molecular function: guanyl-nucleotide exchange factor activity. The transcript is spliced from 5 exons. Gene Ontology annotation, cellular component: Ragulator complex; lysosome. The coding region runs from base 1 to 669 and encodes 222 amino acids. Gene Ontology annotation, biological process: cellular response to amino acid stimulus; positive regulation of TOR signaling. The record is from RefSeq and is a predicted model, not a curated record.
AUGCCAGGCGGUUCCGCGGAGAGCAGCAAAGCCAGACGAGCCUCAGCGGCAGCCCCUGCGGGCUGGGGGGGCGGGGCGGCCUCCCUCCCUCCCUCCCUCCCCCGGGGCUCCGCCCCCAGGAGGCAGGAGGGGGGAGUCCCGCGGCCGGCCGGCCAGCCAGCUCGCUCCCCCUUCCGCCCCGGGGAGGCGGCGGCGGCGGCUCCUCCCUUGAGAUUCCGGAUAUCCCGCCGCCCCACACAGCAGCGAGACAGCCGCCUCCUAGAGCGGCCAAGGAAGACCGGAAGGCUCGGGGGUCCUCGCGGCGUUGUGGGGGCCGCUCUAGCCGGGCGAAAGGAGGCGAGGCGAGGCGCUGAGCCGGAGGGUGGCGCCAUGACGACGGCGCUGACGCAGGGCCUGGAGCGGGUCCCGGACCAGACGGGCUACCUGGUGAUCUGCGACGGGGCGGUGCUGGCGUCUGCUGGCGACCUGGAGAACGAUGAGCACACGGCAGGGGUGAUCUCGGAGCUGGUGAGCACAGCCUGCGCCUUCCGCCUGCCCCGCUGCCCGGAGGUGCCUUUCCGGCGCAUCUCAGUGGUCUUUGGGGAACACUCUUUUCUGGUCACCAUCUCCGGCCAGAAGCUGUUCGUGGUGAAGAGGCAGAACAAUGUCCGGGAGCCAGUGACCGUCUGACUGCCUCUUGCUGCCGGGAACUGGGGGUGGGCAGCUGGGCAGCAGAGCCGUCUCCUCCUGCCUGCUGUGGGGCAAGCCCCUCUCGCCCCCUGCUUCUGCGUGUGCAUGUAUGGCUCACCUCUGCCCCCCUCCCCAUGUGUGCAGUGGGAUGGGGUUCCAGUGGCUCACUAUCUGUACUGUUGAGGGUUUGGGUGUGAAAGGGGAAGGUGUGAUGUGACACUGGAGGUGUGAUGUGAUCUGGAAUAAAAACUCUAGUUUUC